GGAACAUGCCUGGCAUGAGUGGCUGGUGAAACAUGGCGUCUGCUGCUGGGUCUAUUUUAGCUAACUGAUUAGCAAGCUAGCUAUAUUCAAAGGCUUUGACGAUAUUACUGUGAAUAGCAGUAGCUACAUUUUCAGUACAAUAAUAUCUUCAUUGCAAUAUAUUUCAAUAUGUCGGACUCAGAAGAGGACAGUCAAGAUAAGCAACUUAAAAUUGUAGUCAUCGGAGACGGCGCAUCGGGGAAGACAUCACUCGCCACCCGGUUUGCGCAAGAGGCCUUUGGGAAACAGUACAAACAGACCAUUGGCCUGGAUUUCUUUCUGAAGAGAAUAACUCUGCCAGGCAACUUGAAUGUUACCCUGCAAGUGUGGGAUAUUGGAGGUCAAACGAUUGGAGGGAAAAUGCUGGAUAAAUAUGUCUAUGGUGCUCAGGGUGUUCUUCUAGUGUACGACAUUACAAACUUCCAGAGCUUUAAGAAUCUGGAGGACUGGUACGGCAUGGUCAAGAAGGCCAAUGAAGAGUGUGACGUACAGCCUGUGGUCUCCCUGGUGGGAAACAAAAUCGACCUUGAGCAUAUGAGGACAGUGAAGGCUGACAAACACCAGCGCUUCUGCCAAGAGAACAGCCUCAUCAGUCAGUUCGUAUCUGCCAAGUCUGGAGACUCGGUGUUCCUGGCAUUUCAGAGAGUGGCUGCAGAGAUUCUGGGGGUGAAGCUCAAUAAAGCGGAGAUGGAGCAGUCCCAGAGGAUCGUGAAAGCUGAGCUGGUGGACUACCCUCAGGACGAAGCCCCCAUUAGACAAGAGACCAAUCAGAGCAAAAUCUGUUCUGUUCAAUAAUUGGAAUAUGUGGUGAAGGCAGAUAUCGUGAACUACAGUCAAGAGCCUGUGGCGAGGACAGUCAACCCCCCGCGCAGCUCCAUUUGUGUGGUGCAGUGACCCCCUCUCCCCCUACCUUCCCUCUUGCCCCUCCACAAGCUGAAUACAGCAGUGAGGGCCUCUGACCAGCAGGCUGCCCCAACACACUGGCCCAUAGCCAGAGCAGGAGAAUUGAGCUGGCCUGCUUCUUUCUGCUGAACACACACACUGAUUCCUCCCUUUACUCUCUCAAUGCACAAGUCUUCAGAAAGGCUGUAUAUCAGUAUUUCCUUUUUUUUAAAGGUUUUUAGGGUCAUCGGACCAAGAGCGGCAUAUUUUAAGAUUUCUAUAUGAGAAUCUCUCUGUAUGUCCAGUAUGUAAAUUUACAGCGACCCCACAGUAUAUUCCUGUUUUCAGUAUUUAAUAUAUUUUCUUGAAUUAUUUUUUGAGUAGUAACCAGCUUUGGCUACAGCAGACACCUGUUGAAAGUUAUGCUGAAAGGAAAUGGGACCUCCAUUUUUUUAGCAGUUUAAACACAUUUGUCAGUGUUUAUUUUCUUUUUGAGAAACUUUUACUAUUUUGACAUCUUUUUUUCUACUAUCUUCAUUGUCAAUUAUUCUUUAAAGGACCAUUUGAUUGUAUAUAGAUAUGAAAAGUUGGUUUCUAUAACAGAAAAAUAUACAUAAACCACUGUUUUCCAAAAUGUAAUUUUAAUGAUAGAAUGUGUUUUCCCUCUGCUGUUGUGUAUACAGAUGCCAUAUCUUAAUUUGAUCAUCCUGUUGUUGCAGGAACUUUCCUGCAAACUUGUAGUGUUUUCGACAUUUAAAAAGGCUUCUAAAGCUAGUAUUUUCCACUUUCAGACUUACUUUGCCGUAACGGAAAAUGUAUCAACCCCUACAAAAAAUGUCCAUUAAUUAUAAUCACAUAACAAUUAACAAUUCCUGUUGCUGAUAUAUUGACUUUGUCUCAGGCCUAGCAACACCCGUGUCAAUAUAUCCUCCAAACACCGGCUUCUCGGGCAUCAUUACUUAAAUAUACCACGGCUUUCAGCCAAUCAGCAUCCAGGAGCCGAAUUUUUCUGCGCCGCAGGAAAUGCAGAUGAGCUUUGUGAUUUACAUAAAUUCACUGAAAACUCACACCAACACACAGUUAUAUUAGCAGUGUUGCAUUUUUCGUGUAGCCUCAUUUUGCCCAACCACUGAUCAAGCAACAUUAUGGACUAAACUUUCAAAUCCUGUUGCUGCAGGAUUAUUUUGCUACGACAAUACUGUUCAAAGUAAGAUCCAACAUCUGUAAAAACAAUGUGCUGAAUGUAAAAUGAACCGCUGGCUUUAUUUAGAGUGUGCUCAAGGAAUAUGUCACUAUAAAAUAUAGCUUCUGCAUUCUUAGUGCUCUACACAGUGCCCUUCUAAAAGGAAAGGUUUAGAUGUUUAGGCACUGUAGUCAAUGGAAACUAGUUUUAUUUCACUUGCCAAUUAGCAGCUUGCUUGAACAACUGUGAUUUCCCAUUACUUUCAAGAUGUAAUAAUAACAUUAAUAACAGAUGUUAGUUAGAAAAAAUAAACUUUGAUUUAUUAACCUGAUCAUCAGGAAUUUCAGUUUUUCUGCCACUCUACAUUUGUGAAAUUGACCAAUUACCCAAAAAGUAUCUAUUUUCCUGAUUUAUAUUUUUAUGUUGAUAACAUCUUUAAUUGAAGCAUCAUUCAGUUUCAUGUGAUGCAUAUCAAGACCGUAUUUUUGUGGAAAACCUAUGUAGUCCUAGUUGAAAUAUAUUUGGCAUUGAACAAUUCUGUUGCUAUUUUUAACCUUGAAUGGAUAAAAAUGUAAAUAUGAACUGGAGCAGCUUAAAGGUAUGAUAAUUCAUCUUAGCUGUAUGUUUAUAGCCUUACUCAACUGUCUGUAGAACAGAAAACACUGCCAUGAAGAACUGCUUUGACACGUGAAAUGUCUUCAUUGGAUCUUCAUCUUGUCCAAACAAGCUGAAUAACAGCCAACUUACACUCUUAUAGAAAAAUGUUAUAUCUAUAACCUAAAAGGGUUCUUUGUCUGUUCCCAUGGGAGAACCGUUUCAAUAAAUAUGUUGGGUUCCAUGUAGAACCCUUUCCACGGUUCCCCCAUGGGGACUGCCAAACCAUUUUUUGGAACCCUUUUUUCUAAGAGUGUAUACAUACAUAAAUUAUAGGCAUGUGUUUGUACUCGUCCCUGCUUUGUCUUGUAGUUUGUAUUUGUCAAAAUGUUUUCUUCGACCGCUAUGUUGUACUUGCACACAGAGGAUGUCAACAUUUGUAUUUGUAGUACAACAGAAAAUACAUGACAUGAUUGGAUUUUACUCUGUAAACCACGGUGUUCGCCUUGUGUAAAUUAUAUAUUUGUAAAUCAUCUGCAUUGUUUUGUGGAAGAUCUUAUUUAUAAAAUGCUGCUCACAUUUCAGUGAGAUGUCAAGAACCUC
Molecule: messenger RNA, 3301 nt
Organism: Oncorhynchus tshawytscha (Chinook salmon)
Lineage: Eukaryota; Metazoa; Chordata; Actinopteri; Salmoniformes; Salmonidae
Product: ras-related protein Rab-28
Exons: 8
Coding region: 169-834 (221 amino acids)
Cellular component (GO): Golgi apparatus; endosome
Molecular function (GO): GTPase activity; GTP binding
Source: RefSeq, a predicted model, not a curated record